GCUGCGCUAAGUGAAAUGGUGGAACAUAUCACCCACAACCAGAACGCGAUCACAGAGCCCAUUUACCCCAAAGCUGUCCACACGUUUGCAGUUAAUAUGUUUCGAACCUUGCUACCCUCCUCCAAUCCUAUGGGAGCAGAAUUUGACCCAGGAGGAGAUGAACCAAUGUUAGAAGCAACUUGGCCUCAUCCACAGCUUGUUUAUGAAUUUUUCUUAAGAUUUUUAGAGUCUCCAGAUUUACAACCCAAUAUAGCAAAGAAAUAUAUUGAACAGAAGUUUCUAUUGCAGCUUCUAGAACUCUUUAAUAGUGAGGAUCCUUGGGAGAGAGAUUUUCUAAAAACGACCCAGCACAGAAUCUAUGUGAAGUUCUUAGGCCUGCUCGCUUAUAUCAGGAAACAGAUCAGUAAUAUAUUUUAUAGGUUUAUCUAUGAGACAGAGCACCACAAUGGCAUAGCAGAAUUACUGGAGAUCCUGAGAAGUAUAAUUAAUGGAUUUGCCUUACCAUUAAAGGAAGAGCACAAGAUUUUCCUGUUGAAGGUGUUGCUGCCCUUAUACAAAGUGAGGUCCCUGAGUGUCUACCAUCCCAAGCUGGUAUACUAUGUCAUGCAGUUUUUAGAGAAGAACAGCACCCUCACUGAACCAGUGGCAGAGCGGGCACUCUAUAACUGGAAUAAUGAGCACAUCAUGAGUUUAAUCAGUGACAAUGCAGCGAGAAUUCUGCCCAUCAUGUUUCCAUCCUUAUACCGCAAUUCAGAAUCGUAA
Molecule: messenger RNA, 762 nt
Organism: Grammomys surdaster
Lineage: Eukaryota; Metazoa; Chordata; Mammalia; Rodentia; Muridae
Product: serine/threonine-protein phosphatase 2A 56 kDa regulatory subunit gamma isoform-like
Exons: 3
Coding region: 16-762 (248 amino acids)
Biological process (GO): protein dephosphorylation; signal transduction
Cellular component (GO): cytosol; nucleus; protein phosphatase type 2A complex
Molecular function (GO): protein phosphatase activator activity
Source: RefSeq, a predicted model, not a curated record